AUGUUCUCAACACCCUCACUCGAGUACUUUUAUCCAACUUUUUCCUCGCCUGAUGAGAAAGUGGAACAACAAGACAAGUCUCACAGUACAAUCGGAAGUCUCUUCCAAGACAUGAAUCUUCGGGAUGGUCCUCCUACCACCUCUUCUCCAUCAGCAUCGUCUUCUACAACAGAAUUGAAAUGGAAUCCAAUUUCGUUAAUGCCUCCAACCACCACGAUUAAUUUCUUAUCAAAGCCUCGAAAUGUUGUUCAUGGCGAUACUUAUUUAAAAGUUGUGGGACGUGGCGACACGAGAAGGGAAUUAUCUUUUGAUGAAUGGAGAUUGGUGGCAAGUUUUGUUACAAAAUUUGUGGCAUUCAAGUCGUUGGCCAAUGUUAAUAGAACGAGUCGACUUGCAGUGUUGUCUUGUCAUUUUGUUCAAGAUUGGAAAUGUGUCGAGUCAUUUGUGUUGAAGUGGAUGAAGAGAGCUAAAGCAGCAGGUCAUUCUGAUCAGUGUCGAGGUGAAAAUUCACUGCUUCCCAAUGAGAGAUUGCAUGACAUGUUGUAUUUGUUGCACGAUCUCAACUUGUUUGAUUUGAAUCAAUUUGUUCAUCCCAUGGAGAAGAAUAUUCAUUAUUCACAUGAAGACUCUCUUGUUCCAAUUCCCAAUUACUACUCGAUGAAAUGUGUUCAAUGUGCUUGUGAAUUGGGAUUCUAUGCAUUGAUUGAUCAGCUUAUUGAAAAGCCAUUUCUGUUACCAUCAAUAAUGAAACCUUCUGAAAGAAAUCUUUGUUUAAAGUUAGCAUUUAGUAACAACAAUGACGAAACAGCUAAGCGAAUUGUCAAGCUUUAUAUUCGCAGAAUUUUCGAGGAUACUCCAUACAAUAAUCUUUUACAGAUUUCAGAUCAUUCCUUGCACACCAUUCUUGUUAUGUGCGCUGACUCACAAACAUCUGGAAUUAUAGUGAUAAUGUACUCCUUCCUUCAACAAGAGUUUGCAAAAACGCUCAAGGACCAAGAAGCCAAUGAUAUUUUAAGCGAAUCUAUUAAUACGUUCUUUAUUGAGGGCCAAUACUAUUCCAAGUUGCUCAACAAGAAGGAUUUUGAAAGUGCGUUGUUCGUACUUCAGAAAUAUCUGGCCUUGAAUUGUAAGAAUAACCGAACAUCAUCACACGGAAACGAAUUACAACCAACAUCCCUAUCCGUGUUAGGAAAAUCCUUAAAGGGAGCUUUGGCUUAUAGUCGUGACGUAGAAUUUAUGUUAUGGCUAUUCAAUACUUUAUUUACUGAGCUUACUCCAUACAUUGAAAAUCCCAACUCAAUCAUUUCAGAUAUUGCACAAGAAUGCAUGUUAUCAGCAAAUACUAAAAUGUAUUGUGAAUACAUUCAAAAAUACGAGAAAAGAGAUGUCAACAAGGAUAAAAUAUUGGUCGAACAUUCCUUGGCCUCACUAAAUUCAACGUUUACCGUUGAAUUAUUUUCGCUCAUUAGACCAUCAUUUAAUGCCUUCCAACAGGCAUUACUGCGAACAUAUGACAAAGCAGACAUGUUGUUUGGGAUAUUUGAACCUUGGCUAAGCGAAAAUUAUCCUGAAGAACUUGCUGACUUUUUAUUUCAGAGGGUGACAUUGUUAAGAGAAGGCUCAGAUCGUUAUACGGAUCCUCAGAGCUCACACGUUAAAAAGUUAUUCAACUCACGUGUGCAAAAAAAGCUCGCUUCUCUAUUUAUGGCUGACAAGGUUAAAAAUUGGGCCGAUUUGAUAUAUUUGAUGCAAACCUAUGAAUGCUUAUCCGAUUUUUACGAAUUUCUCUUCGAAAAAUUCCAAACCGAUAGAAAAUUGGGAUUAAGCAAGUUAUUUCAAUUUAUUGCUGAACAUAAGGCAAAUGUGAUUGUCGAGUUUCCUCGAGUUUUUCCAUUGAUGUACAACUCUAUCACUGACAUGAGUAACAUUUACAAUGUGAAAUUGAAGAAAGAUUUUCAAUUGGUGACCCAUUCAACACAACUUUUAAUAUUCCUAUUACGGCAUCCUAUUUUGGGAAAAUAUUUGAAUUUAUUGGCCUCAUUUUGGCCAACUAUUACGUCUAUAAGUAACACGAAAAUGAAAUACUUUUUUAAUGAAAGCGCGCAAUGCAACCCAGACAUUAUUGCUGUACUGAAUGCAAGCAUGAUGAGUGAAAAAGAAAUUGCUGAAAUAAUUCAAUAUUUAUUAUCCAAGGAUGUCGCCUACUUCAAUUCUUUUAUUCAUAUUAAUUCAAUCACAACAGACCAUUUGCUGCAGAUUCCAAGUACUAGCUUUUUCAACCCUUCCAAUUUAACACAUAUUAGAGAUGUAUGCAAAAUUGUGAAUUUACUAUGGACCAAAUUUGAACAAGAUCAAGUCAAAAUCAAGUUCCGUGACCUAUUUUGUGUUUUAUACAGCUCAACAGGUCUUUACGACCAUGUGACGGUUGUUAUGAAGUAUCACAGAAAAUUCAUGGAGAUGAUCGAAGAUAUCAUGUAUGAAAUGCUUCUUUGUGACGACUAUUUUGAUACAGUUUCACAAUUUAAAUUACGAUUGAACGACUCUUGCUCAUCACAAGCAAAAGACAUGGAGAUAUUUGGCCCCAAAGAAUUUGAUUUUACACCAACAAGUUUUUUACUUCGUAACCCCACUCGUCUCAUUGAUGCCCUUAAAAGCAAGACCAACAAACACCAACGCACUAAAUUCUUGGUCGCAUGGAAAUCGCUCAUUCAACAACUGUUACCCUCUGAAGCAAUGGAUGAGGUUUCAAAAUUAUUGACACUGCUUCAACCUAUCAAUGAUUUAGGAGGUUUCAAGAAUCAAAUGUUAACAAAUCACACGAUCUCGUCGGGAAGCACUAUGAGCAACAAAGCAGUAGCAAAUCCAUUUACAACGCAACCUUCUUUUGACUUUUCCAAAAACCCAUUUUCUAGUGGAAGCUCUCCAUUUACAUUUAAUACUUUUUCCUUCACUGCUCCAUCAUCAGCAGCUUGUGAACCACAAACGAAUGCCAAGGUUCAUGCGAGCUCAACAUCAUCAGUACGAAAGAAUGUUCAUUCAAGAACGACCCAUUGGAAAUGA
Naegleria lovaniensis is the source of this 3060-nucleotide messenger RNA. RefSeq lists its product as uncharacterized. The coding region runs from base 1 to 3060 and encodes 1019 amino acids. Lineage: Eukaryota; Heterolobosea; Eutetramitea; Acrasida; Naegleriidae. The record is from RefSeq and is a predicted model, not a curated record. The transcript has 2 exons.